CUGUGGUGGUGAAAAAUGAAACGUGGUUUGACCUUUUUUCACCCAAUGAACAUUUAAUGGGCAGUGAGCUGAUAAGAUGGAUAAUAAGUGAAAUCUAUGCAGUUUGGAAAUUGUAUAAUGCACCUGCUUUGAGUCCCGAUCCUAAAGCUAAUGCAAAUGAAGCACCUCAGCUUUCGUGGAAGCCAUGGGAACAUAUAUACUCGUUAUGCAAAGCUAUCAAGGGACAUAUGCCAUUGUACAAUAGCUAUGGAAAAUACGUGGUAAAGCUUUAUUGGAUGGGUAGCUGGCGAAAGAUCAUUGUGGAUGACAGCAUACCUUUCAAUGAAGACAAUGAUAUGCUGCUUCCAGUAACAACAUGUGAAAUUGAACUUUGGCCAUUGAUAUUAUCCAAAGCCAUAAUUAAACUAGCAAACAAUGACAUAAAUGAUGUAGGAAAAAGGGAACUGGGGGAAUUCACAGUUCUCCAUGCACUUACUGGAUGGAUACCAGAAAUUAUUCCUCUCCAAUCUGGAUAUAUGGAUAAAGUUUGGGAAUUCUUAAGAGAGACAUUGCCAGAAUUUAAGUUACCGGAAGAAUCUGUUCCUGAACUUAAGAUGUCACUUCAAGACAGUAAAAAAGAUCUAAAAUCAUCUGACAUUAAAAAUGAUGCCGUACCUACUGUUAAGCCACCAGAAAAGGUAGAGAAACCUGAAAAAACUGCCAAAGAGAAGCAAGAUCAAAAAGAUGUUGGAAAGAAGAGAAGCAAAGAUGGUGAAAGGGAUAAAUUUAGGCCAGGGCCUCAUUCUGGACGUGUGUCUUCUGACUUUCAAAAUUCUCUCCAGCUGUUUCUUGAUGGUUCUGCAACACCACUGCAACCACAGAUGGUGGUAUAUGCUUGCUAUAUGCCUCUUUAUGUGUCUGAAAGAAAGAUAUUUGUAUUAGGGAAAAUGGCUGAUUCAUCUGAGCAGUUGCGGCAAUAUGGUCUUUCCCACAUAUACAGUCACCCUGCACUGCUAACCAGAACAAGGUCCGGUCCCCUGGUAGCCCCUCCAAAACCACCACCUAUUCCUCGUUGGAAACUUAUCCGCCAGAAAAAAGAAACUAUUGUGACUGAUGAACCCCAAGAACCUGUCAUAAAAAAGCCAGAACAAUUCAUUGAGCUUGCUAGCCCGUUUCUGAGCUAUAGACUUUCUCCAAUACCAAUACCAAGAGACACCCAUUUCCCACCUUCUACAUUCAAAAAAGGAUCUCUUCCUGCAUCCAGUCUUCCUGCUGUCACUGAAAAUGAUGAAAGCAUAAUUGACUCUUCUGCAGAUUCAAAUUUAACGAGUACAGAAGAAAUUUCUCAGGAAUCUGCUUUAGCUGCACCACAUACUGGUACUGUGGAAGGAUCCACCAAAGGGGAAUCAACUGAAAAAAUAAGUAGUGAAGCAGCUCCAAUGCCAGAAUCAACAGAACCUGCUAAUAACCAGUUGGGAAAUAAAUCUCAGGAAGAGAUUGAAUCAGAUAAGAGCCCCAUCUCCAAGGAAAUAUGGAUGGACUAUGAAGAUUUCUGUGUUAGUUUUCAGAAUUUGUAUGUUUUCCACAAGCCAAAUACCUAUAGCUACACCUAUCAGAAGUCAGAUUUUAGAAUGGUGGACGAUCGUAUUGUAUAUUAUUUAUCUGUAGAUAGUUUGAAGGCUAUUGAUAUCCUGGUUAGCUUUUCUGCAUUAGUACACUGGGGGGAAUCAGGAGCAAGUGCACAAAAAGAAGGUCAUGUUUUGCCCAAGGGAUUACUCAUGGUUGAAAAAUUCUCAUGGAAAAAUUUGGCUCCAGGACAAUUAAUCCUGAAGAUCCAUACAUAUGCCACUAAAGCUGCUGUGAUAAAUCUUCCUGCUGGGCGCCAUGUGUUACUCUUCACUGCGAGCUCUCCCGUAGGGCACCAUAUCCAUCUUUGUAGCAUGGUCCCAUGUGUGUUUGGUGAAGAGGAUAUUGUCCUGCCAAAUCUUGAAAAGGAAAGCUAUCGGUUCAUAGAACAAGCCACCACUAUCAUGAAAGCCAUUGGAAAUGUGAUAUUUAACUAUGGGAAUGCAGAAAACCUUCCCGCAGCCAUAAAGACACUGGAAGCAACGCAUUGUCCUCCUGGCCUCUGUGCUCCAGGAACAAUUAGAGAACACUUCAAGGCUUUCAAUAAUGCUUUUUGGCAUUUGAUAAAACAGACAUUGGGGAAUGUUCCUCUCAACUAUAAAUUUGCUUACAGAUGUUUCACUUUGGAUUUUAAAGACAGUGAUGUGUCUGUUGAAGACACAGACUCCUCAGAGCUGACAGAGGCAAAUGUUUCUGCUUUGCAAAUCAAAGAUCCCACACCUGAAGAGGAGAAAGUUGCACUUAAACUGCAGGCUGUCUGGAAAGGGUCUUAUGUGCGGCUACUAAUGAAUGGCAGAAAACCAGGUACUAAGGAGAAUACUAAAGUCAAAGACACACUUCAAAAGUUGUGGGCUCUAAUAGAGCCAAAUUUUGAACAAUGUUCUUUGACAUUUUUGAGAGAUAUGUUCAAAAGUAAAUGUAAGUCACUUGAAAAAUACCGUUGCGCUGAAGAUGAGUGGACUAAGACAUCUUUUGCUGAUUAUACUGUAACAUAUGGGGACCAGCCUGCAAAUUUUUGGUUUGUGGUCUUCAGAGAGGUGUUUUAUGUUCCAGAAGAUAUGAUCAUAGCAGCAAAGUUUUAUUCUUCCAUACCUACAUGCGCAUUGCACGUCGUAGACAAUGAUACAUUGGAAGAAAUGCCUCGGAUCUUUCUCAGGGUUGCACCACAUCUUUAUACAAAGAAUAAGAGAGGAUAUACUUUUAUGGCUGAAGUUCAAACUGGCGAGUCACCAGUGUUGGCUGGGAAAUGGAGGCUUCGACUCAUAGGUUCCUACAGUCCCCUUCCAGUUAUUUCUCGUGAGACUAUAAACAAUGUAUAUUCCUUUAAAGAAGCUAAAGACUAUUAUGUACCAAAUGCUAAGAAUAUUAUAUUCAGGUAUGUAGUAAAAGUAACAACACCACUUAUGGCUACUGUGCAAGUACAGACCUCCAAGCCAGAUGUAAUCAUUAAAGUCCAAGUUCUGGACUCUGAGGAAGAAAUGGUGCACUCUGUUGGGAAGGGUCAUGCUGUUGUUCCUGCAUUUUAUUUCAUAUCUAAUGAGCGGCCUCUAAGUAGCAUGUCAACAUCAAGUAAAGGUGGAGUUGCCCAAAGCGCUCCCAAAAAGGAACCUGAAGUAGUUGCAGCCUCUAAGAAAAAAGGUUCUGUGGCAACUCAGAAGAAUGUCAAGUCUCCAGCCAAGAUGUUACAGGAAGGCCCAACUUCAACAGAAGAAGAAAUUAUUGUUACCCCUGUUCUUGAUGAAAAUUUAUUUCAGCAGCCUCACAAGUAUAUUAUACAAGCCUCAGUGUUGCAUAACAGUUGGCCACUUACUGAGAACCAAUUGGUAUUUGUUCAGGCACUGAGAGAACUGGAAAAAAAUGAAAUCAAAGCACGUCCUAUUGAAAAACAUGAAGAAAGUGUAAGUGUCCUAAGUCCAGACAUUCACAGCAACAUGGAAGGACAAAAAUCUGCAGGCUCUUCCAAGGGAGGUCGAAAAGUGAAGGAGAAAACAACUGAGAAGGCAGAAAAAGCUGCUAAAGAAAAACCUGUAACUGUUGUUAGGCCCGAAUCACAGCAAUCUGAUCCUAACAAACCUUCCUGGAUCUUACGUCUAGUCGUUGAACAAAAUGAAAUAGAAGCAGUGGAUUUGAAGAAAGACACUGAGAGAGCAGAUGAGAUCAAAGCUAUGAAGCAAGCAUGGGAGGCUGCGGAGCCAGGGAGAGCUGUUAAGGCUGUUCAGGAGCGCAUGCAGUUUAUUAAUAAAUGUGCGCGGAAAGGUUUUGUUGCGUCUGAGGCUGACAGUGUCAGCAUUAGAGUGAGUUCAGGAGAAACAGGGACUGCUUCUCCUGUUUCUGAACUAGUGGUGUCCCCCCCUGGAGUAGUUGCUGAAACGCAGCGGAAGGAAUUCGAACCUUUAGACCUAUCUCCCUAUAUUAGAAAAACACUACCUGAACCUGUCUUGAAAAAUGAAGCUAUUAUUCAAGAGCAAGAGAUGCGUAAGGCAGAAGAAAUAAAUCAUUUUAGACAAUUUCGAGAGAUGGUUGGAGAACACAGAGAGCAAGAACACACGGCUAGGAAUCAGUUGAAGCAAAAUGUACUUGAUAUGUAUGACAAUCUUCAAAAAAAUAGGAAAUACAGAUCAACAAGGGAGGGUAAAGGUGCCUUUCAGAGAAAAAAGAAGCUAAAAAGAAAAUAUAAAACUAAGGAAGACCAGACCACUAUCCAUGCUGAGCUAGGAAAAAGAAGAGCAAAACCCAUGGUUGAAGCAUGUACAGACCACCUCACCUACUGACUUCAGAAGGCCUCUGCUAUGGCAUAGGCCCAGCUAUAGUCAAGCUUUGUGUGACUAAUGGGCCGGGUGUGUGCUUGCAUCCCUCCAUAUCAGAAGCAUCCAUCAGGCUCAAUGGAAAGCAGUUCACAUCUCCAUCUGGACUGACCAUCUACGUGACCGACGUGUUCAGCUCUCUCUUGCAGAAUUUGAGAAGUAGAGGAACU
Lacerta agilis (Sand lizard) is the source of this 4579-nucleotide messenger RNA. RefSeq names its product androglobin-like. Gene Ontology annotation, molecular function: calcium-dependent cysteine-type endopeptidase activity; oxygen binding; heme binding. Gene Ontology annotation, biological process: proteolysis. The coding region runs from base 57 to 4376 and encodes 1439 amino acids. The transcript has 32 exons. The record is from RefSeq and is a predicted model, not a curated record. NCBI's taxonomy places the organism in Eukaryota, Metazoa, Chordata, Lepidosauria, Squamata, Lacertidae.